Molecule: messenger RNA, 12760 nt
Organism: Erpetoichthys calabaricus (reedfish)
Lineage: Eukaryota; Metazoa; Chordata; Cladistia; Polypteriformes; Polypteridae
Gene: dnah3
Product: dynein axonemal heavy chain 3
Exons: 61
Coding region: 322-12522 (4066 amino acids)
Biological process (GO): microtubule-based movement
Cellular component (GO): dynein complex
Molecular function (GO): ATP hydrolysis activity; minus-end-directed microtubule motor activity; dynein light intermediate chain binding
Source: RefSeq, a predicted model, not a curated record
CACCUCGAAUGCCGAUACUGAGCUGCAGGACUCCUGGGGGAAAUUACAAAGGAGGCAGUUUUUAAACGCAGAAAAUCACUGACAAAAAGUGCAAACACGUUUAUUUUUUAUUUUUCAUCUUUCAAGCGCUGUAUCUGAUAUGUAAGCGCGCCGAUAAUACUUAAUUACCGGAAUAAAAGGCACUAAAGAAAAAGCGUGUGUAAUUAAGGUUUCGUUAGGCUCAUUUAGUGAGCCGACUGAAAGUGAGUUUUAAAAAUAUAAGGUUUCGAAUGUGAGGUCACCAGACAGAACUGCUAGAACGGGGUUGAAGAGACAUCGGUGAUGAUGAAGACGUCAGUGUCCUCAGGUCAUCACCUUCCUCAGCUGAAGGACGACUCCCUCCACAAUAUGAGUCAUACAAAAGGAUUUCUGGGGCUUCCUCCACUUCCGGCUGCCUCUUCUGAGAAACCAUCUGAAUUGUAUCAGAUUGUUUUGAGGCACAGCUUCCACCCGCCUAUUCUGCAGAGCACUGCCUGGACAUUGGCGGUUCCUUUCAAAGAGCAGAGACACCACAGAAGUCCCAGUGACUCCAUUGGGAACAACUACACCCCUAGUGCCAGUAAACUCAAAAUCAAGGACCUGCACAGAAAGCCCCUCGGCGUUCGGACGGCUGCUUCUGUUGCCUCUCCUAGACCUCUUUCUUCUCCGAAGGAUUCUCCUCCAGCUCAGAAGAAACUGAAACUGCCGUCUAAACGUGAUUCAUCCCAUGAAAGGGAAAUGAGCCCUCCACUGGAGUCUCGAGCCAGUUCACGUGGAAACUAUCCUGGCACGUUAGAACUGCCAGGAAGUCGGCCGAUGACUCCUGUUGAACAGCUGAAUGUCAUGUUGGCUCGGGAGGAGAUGACUUUGAGGGACAACGGAGGACCUUCAGAGAGAGAUUUGGAGCGGUAUGUCUAUUAUAUAAACCAUGGAGUCCCCAACAGUAUGCUUGCCACCCAAGACACUCAAGUGAUGAAAAACAUAGAGGAGCUUCUGCCACCUCACCUGAAGAGCAGCCCAAAGCUGAGACCACUGAUAGAAGAAAUCCAUGAAGAGAUUCAGCACGACUAUGACUUCAGUCUGCGGAAGGCCAUCGUCGACUACAUUUUAAAAGACGAGUCCGAGAAGGAGAGGCUUUACAUUGCCAGCAUCCCCCAUCCAUACCCUCAGAGGAUCAUCCGAGCGCCAGUCCCAUGGAACAGCAGCUACCGAGACGCCAAGGCCUGGACGCAGUGCCAUUUGUUUACCAUUAACCCUCUGAUGCUCCGGCUGCAGCACCUCUGGUUCACUGAGUUUGCUCACCAGCGUUUUGUUCAACGCCAAGAUCUGCUUUCAGCCAGCCUUCCAUUGCUUCCUGCUGAGUAUCGUGAACUCAUCCGCAAGCAUUGCCUGGGGGCCCGGGAGCUUCUGAGAAACAAAUGGAUACCAGCUUGUGCCUCUCUCUUUCUGGCACACAAGGACGACUGGUUUCACUUAGUGCCCGAGAAUGACCACAGCUCCACAGAGCGAAUCCAGGAGCUCUUUGAUUGUGUGGCAUCACUGAUGUCGCUGCAGCUCAGAGGAAUGGUCAUCAGCUCCUUGCAAGACCUGCUGGCCUUCUUCAUGAUUCACAAGGAUGGAAAUGAUUUUGGAGAGACCUACAAAGACCUGGACUUCAUCAAUCCCCAGGUGUUAAUAAUCAAGCUGAAAGUUUUGGAACCGAGAAUCACAUUUGAGCCAAGCCUCCGGGAAUGCUGGGAUCUUGUCAACUGGAGCUUCAUGGAAAUUUUGCACAGCGCACAGGAGCUUCCCCGGGUUGAAUCCAUCCUCUUCCCAGAAAUUCAAGGAGAAAAGCUCACCCUGCGGACCGUCACUUCAGAUGAGAUGCUAGUCAGUGAGGUUGUCAGCAGAUGCAUGGAAGUGUUCAAAGAGAAUUCUCUCGGUCCCCAGAGGUAUUUAAAUGUAUACAAAAAGUACAGCGACCUUCUCAACAGCAAUGCCAAACUAGAUGUCCUCAAAUUUCUGAAGGAGCAACAUUCCCUUCAAGCCUUUACCAAGAAAAUUGAGAGCAUCCAAGAUCUAAAGAAUGAAAUUGCCUCUCUUCACAUCACGGUGCCCUUGGCGAUGUUCUGCCUGGAUGCAGUGAGCUUGCAUGAGGACCUCUGUGCCCGUGCCCAGGAGCUCAAGGAGACGCUGAUCUUAUUUGAAGUGGAGGAAAACAGACAGUUAAAUAAGAGCAUUUGCCGGAGGUUUGAUGAGAUAGUAGAGAAGAUCAGCAGCGUCCCUCAGAGCACCGAGGAGCUGGUCCUUCUGGAGGAGUACCUCAAGCAGGCCAGUGAAGUCACGGUGCACAAGCUGAGAGAUGAAAUUUCAGAGGCUGCAAACCGGCUGGAGUUCCUGCUGGACUACGCCACUCUGCCAUAUGAGGAUGUUAAACUGAACAGCAGUGUCUUCCACUGGCCAGAGUCCAUCCAGGCAGCUUUUGAACAGAACAGAAACCGUUUGGCUGCCAGAAGGGAGCGUUCUGAAGAAAACCUUCUCAAAAGGAUUUCCGAAUAUGAGAAAAAACUGCACCUUUACAAUAAAGAGUUGGAGGCGUUCAAGAAACGGGAGGUGAUGAGCAUUGAGGAGAUGAAGAACAACGUGGAGAAGCUGAAUGACCUGAGCACCAAUCUGGAUACUGCAAUGGAUGAGCUACAGGCCAUCAACAAGGAGGAAAGUCUGCUGGAAAGGGAGCAGAGCCAGUUUCCACUACUUCAGACGAUAAUGACCAAUAAACAGCCUUUUGACCAGCUCUGGAUGACUGCCUACAACUUCCAAAGCAAAUCCGAGAUGUGGCUUAAUGGGCCAUUCCUGGACUUAAAUGCAGAAGAGAUAACCGAAGAGAUUGGCAACAUGGGGCGCACAGCGUACAAGCUGACAAAGACCUUCUCAGACUUGCCAGGCCCUAGACGAGUGGCCGACAAUAUCAAGGCUAAAGUUGAGAAGUUUAAGCAAUAUCUUCCUGUCCUGUCAACGAUCUGCAACCCUGGAAUCAAGGACAGACACUGGGAGCAGAUCAGUGAAAUUGUUGGUUUCGAUGUCAAACCAGAUGCCAGUUCUUCCUUGAUAAACAUGGUGGACAUCGGGCUGUCCAAGUACAUCGACAGGCUGGAAGAGAUUGGUGCCUCUGCAAGUAAAGAGUACUCACUGGAGAAAGCCAUGGAGAAGAUGAAAUUGGAGUGGGCUGACACACACUUCAACUUUGUCAAGUACAGAGACACCGGCACCAGCAUUCUGUCGGCGGUGGAUGACAUACAAGUACUGCUGGAUGAUCACAUCAUCAAAGCACAGACUAUGCGUGGAUCUCCAUUCAUCAAGCCAAUUGAAGCAGAGUGCAAGGAGUGGGAAGAAAAGCUGGUGCUGAUGCAAGACAUCCUGGAUGCCAUGCUCAAGUGCCAGGCUACUUGGCUCUACCUAGAGCCCAUCUUCAGCUCCGAAGACAUUAUUGCUCAGAUGCCAGAAGAGGGCAGAAAAUUUGGCAUCGUGGACUGCUAUUGGAAGGAUAUCAUCGCUGAAGCAUUAAAAGACACUAAAGUCUUGGUAGCCACGUCCCAGACGAAUAUGCUGGGGCGACUGCAAGAAUCCAACGUCCUGCUGGAGGAAAUUCAAAAGGGGCUCAACACCUACCUCGAAAAGAAAAGGCUCUUCUUCCCCAGGUUUUUCUUCUUGUCCAAUGAUGAACUUUUGGAGAUUCUGUCCGAAACUAAAGACCCCUUGCGGGUUCAGCCUCAUCUAAAAAAGUGCUUUGAAGGAAUUGCAAAACUGGAAUUUUCAGAGGAGAUGGAAAUCACAGGGGUGAUCAGCUCGGAGAAAGAAACCGUGCCACUCGUGCAGAAGAUAUUUCCAGCCAAAGCGAAGGGUAUGGUGGAGAAAUGGCUUCUGCAAGUUGAAGAAAUGAUGCUGCGCAGUGUCCGGCAGGUUAUUGAAGAUGGCAUCCUGGCCUAUGUGGAGGUUCCACGUAAAAAAUGGGUCUUGCAGUGGCCGGGUCAAGUCGUCAUCUGUGUGUCCUCCAUCUACUGGACCAGUGAAGUUUCAGAAGCCAUCCAGGCCAACAAGCUACAGGAGUACUUAAGGAAAAGCAACGAACAGAUCAAUGACAUUGUAGAGCUGGUCAGAGGAAAACUGUCGGGUGGGGCCCGAAUGACCCUGGGGGCUUUAACCGUCAUCGAUGUUCAUGCUAGAGAUGUUGUGGCCCAGCUGGCCAAGGACCAAGUCACCAACUUGAACGACUUCCAGUGGAUCUCCCAGCUGCGGUACUACUGGGUGGAGAAAGACGUCAUGGUCCGAAUGAUUACCACCGAUGUGAAGUACGGCUACGAAUACCUGGGAAACUCCCCGCGGCUGGUCAUCACUCCACUGACAGACAGGUGUUACAGGACACUGAUGGGAGCUCUGAAGCUGAACCUUGGAGGUGCACCAGAAGGCCCAGCAGGAACUGGGAAGACGGAGACAACCAAAGAUUUGGCUAAAGCCCUGGCCAAGCAGUGCGUUGUUUUCAACUGCUCUGACGGCUUGGACUACAAGGCAAUGAGCAAAUUCUUCAAAGGCCUCGCACAGUCCGGGGCCUGGGCCUGCUUUGAUGAGUUUAACCGCAUUGAGGUGGAAGUGCUGUCAGUUGUUGCCCAGCAGAUUCUCAGCAUUCAGCAGGCCAUCAUUCGCAAGUUAAAGCGCUUCCUGUUCGAGGGAACCGAGCUCUCACUCAAUCCCACCUGCUCCGUCUUCAUCACCAUGAACCCCGGCUACGCGGGACGAGCUGAACUCCCUGACAACUUGAAGGCCCUGUUCCGUACCGUGGCUAUGAUGGUCCCAGACUAUGCCUUAAUUGGGGAGAUCUCGCUGUACUCCAUGGGCUUCAUUGAUUCCAGAAGCCUUGCCCAGAAAAUCGUAGCCACCUACCGCCUGUGCUCAGAGCAGCUGUCAUCCCAGCACCACUACGACUACGGCAUGCGGGCCGUGAAAUCCGUGCUGACCGCCGCAGGGAACCUGAAGCUGAAGUAUCAACAGGAGGACGAGAGCGUCCUGCUGCUCCGAGCCCUGCUGGACGUCAACCUGGCCAAAUUCCUGGCCCAAGAUGUACCCUUGUUUCAGGGCAUUAUCUCCGACCUCUUCCCCGGUGUGGUCCUCCCAGCACCCGACUAUGAGCUCUUCAUGCAGGCCCUGCACGACAACAUUAGAAAAAUGAAACUCCAGCCGGUGCCAUGGUUCAUCGGGAAAAUCAUUCAGAUUUACGAGAUGAUGCUGGUGCGCCACGGAUUUAUGAUUGUCGGAGAUCCCCUGGGAGGAAAGACCUGUGCGUACAAAGUGCUGGCGGGCGCGCUCGGUGAUCUCUGUGCAGCCAAACUGAUGAGCGAGUCGGCCGUGGAGUACCGAGUGAUCAACCCCAAGGCCAUCACCAUGGGCCAGCUGUAUGGCUGCUUCGAUCCGGUCAGCCAUGAGUGGACAGAUGGGGUCUUGGCGACCACCUUCCGCGAGCAGGCCAGCACCACCAGUGAAGACAGGCAGUGGAUCAUUUUCGAUGGGCCCGUCGACGCCGUCUGGAUUGAGAAUAUGAACACCGUGCUGGAUGACAACAAAAAGCUUUGCCUCAUGAGCGGUGAAAUCAUUCAGAUGAGCCCAAAGAUGAGUCUGAUAUUUGAGCCAGCGGAUCUGGAGCAGGCGUCCCCAGCUACAGUCAGCAGGUGCGGUAUGAUCUACAUGGAGCCCCAUCAGCUCGGCUGGGCACCGCUCAAGGACUCGUACAUGGAGACCCUGCCAGACACUCUUGGCGCUGAACAUCGAGAGCUGGUCAACGACAUGUUCACUUGGCUCGUGCAGCCCUGCCUGGACUUCGUCCGCCUUCAGUGCCGAUUCCUGGUGCAGACGUCGCCGAUUCACCUGGCGUUCAGCACCAUGAAGCUCUUCACGUGUCUCUUAGAUGAGAUAGCAGAGACUGGAAAGACUGGCGCAGAUCCCAUGUCCAGCCAGCAGAUGACGCUGUGGCUCCAGGGCCUUUUUCUCUUUUCGGUUGUCUGGACCAUCGGUGGCACAAUAAACGGCGAGAGCAGGAAGAAGUUUGACUUGUUCUACCGCAACUUGAUCAUGGGCAUGGACGAUAAUAACCCUCGGCCAAAAAGCGUAAAGCUCACCAAAAACAACGUCUUCCCCGAGAGAGGAAAUGUCUACGACUACUACUUCCACAAGCAGGCCAGCGGCCAGUGGAAUUCCUGGACAGACUGCAUCACAAAAAACGACACCACCAUCGCCCCCGGCACAAAGGUCUCCGAUCUCAUCAUCCCGACCAUGGAAACGGCACGCCAGCAGUUCUUCCUGAAAACCUACCUGGAGCACGAAGUCCCCGUAUUGUUCGUGGGGCCCACCGGCACAGGGAAGUCCGCCAUCAACAAUAACUUCCUCAUCGGCCUCCCCAAGGAGAAGUACACACCCAACUGCAUCAACUUCUCUGCCAGGACCUCCGCCAACCAAACCCAGGACAUCAUCAUGAGCAAACUGGACCGCAGACGGAAGGGGGUGUUCGGACCACCUGUGGGCAAGAAGUCAGUGGUCUACGUUGAUGACCUCAACAUGCCUGCCAAAGAGGUGUACGGCGCUCAGCCCCCCAUUGAGCUGCUGCGCCAGUGGGUAGAUCAUGGCCACUGGUACGACAAGAAGGACACAUCCAGACUGGACAUUGUGGAUGUCUUGUUCAUCUCUGCGAUGGGGCCACCUGGUGGAGGAAGAAACGACAUAACAGGUCGCUUCACCCGCCAUUUGAACAUCAUCUCCAUCGACUCAUUCGACGAUGAAACCCUCAGCAAGAUUUUUACUUCCAUUACGGACUGGCACUUCUCCAGAGGUUUUGACGUCGCUUUCCUCAGGCUCGGCAAGAUCAUGGUGCAGGCGACGAUGGCAGUCUACAAGUCCGCCAUGGAAGUGUUCCUUCCUACGCCCAGCAAAUCACAUUACGUGUUCAACCUGCGCGACUUCUCCCGGGUGAUCCGAGGUGUGCUGCUGUGUCCGCACACCCACUUACAGGAAGGUGAUAAACUCAUCAGGCUGUGGAUUCACGAAGUCUACCGGGUCUUCUACGACCGGCUAAUUGACAACUCAGACCGGCAGACCUUCUUUCACAUCAUCAAGGAGACCACGUCCAAUUAUUUCAAGCAAAGCCUGGACAAGUUGCUCAGCCACCUGACGCCCUCUGGUAAGGUCAACGAUGAAAACAUCCGCAGCCUCUUUUUUGGGGACUACCUGAAGCCCGACGCCGACACCCGGGCCUACGACGAGAUCACUGACUUGAGGCAGCUGACAGGGGUGAUGGAGUACUACCUGGAGGAGUUCAACAACGUCAGCAAGGCUCCCAUGUCACUGGUCAUGUUCAAGUUCGCCAUCGAGCACAUCUCCCGCAUCUGCCGCGUGCUGAAGCAGGACAACGGACACCUCUUACUGGUGGGCAUCGGGGGCUCGGGCCGGCAAAGCGCCACCAAGCUGGCCACAUUCAUCAACGACUUUGAGCUGUUCCAGAUCGAGAUCACCAAAAACUACGGCACCUCGGAGUGGCGGGACGACCUCAAGAGGGUCAUGCUGAAGGCCGGGGCGGAGGGCAAGAGUACGGUCUUCCUCUUCAGUGACUCGCAGAUCAAGGACGAGGGCUUCGUGGAGGACAUCAACAUGCUGCUCAACACCGGCGACGUUCCCAACAUCUUCCCGGCCGACGAGCGGGCCGAGAUCAUUGAGAAAAUGCAAGGGGUGGCCAGGAUGGAGGGCAAGAAGAUAGAAGCGACUCCCCUGUCCAUGUAUAAUUACUUCAUCGACAGGGUGAAAGCCAACCUGCACAUCGUCCUAGCUCUGAGUCCCAUUGGGGACGCCUUCCGGAAUCGGCUGCGCAUGUUCCCUUCUCUCAUCAACUGCUGCACCAUCGACUGGUUCCAGGCCUGGCCCACCGACGCCCUGGAGAUGGUAGCCAAUAAAUUUCUGGAGGAGGUGGAGCUGGAGGAUGACGUGAAGAAAGAGGUGGUCUCCAUGUGUAAGUACUUUCAAGAAAGCGUCCGGCAGUUGUCCGAGAAGUACUACGCCACCCUGAGGAGACACAACUACGUGACGCCCACCUCCUACCUGGAGCUCAUCUUGACCUUUAAAACGUUACUGAACCGAAAGAGGCAGGAGGUGAACACCAUGAGGCACCGCUACCUGGUGGGCUUGGAGAAACUGGAGUUUGCAGCUUCACAGGUAUCCGUGAUGCAGAAGGAGCUGACGGCCUUGCAGCCUGAGCUGAUAAAGACGUCCGCCGACACCGAGAAGAUGAUGGUCAAGAUUGAGCAGGAGACCGUGGAGGUGGACGCCAAGAAAGAGCUGGUGCAGGCGGAUGAGCAAGUGGCCAACAAAGCAGCCGCUGCUGCCAAGGCCAUCAAGGAUGAAUGUGAAGGAGACCUGGCCGAAGUGAUGCCAGCGUUAGAAUCGGCCCUGGCGGCACUGGACACCCUCAAGCCGGCUGACAUCACCGUCGUGAAGUCCAUGCAGAACCCGCCCAGUCAAGUGAAGCUCGUCAUGGAGAGCAUCUGCGUCAUGAAGGGCAUCAAACCCGAGCGCAAGCCCGAUCCCAGCGGCUCAGGUAAAAUGAUCGAAGACUACUGGGGUUCGUCCAAAAAGCUGCUUGGUGACAUGAAGUUCCUCGACAAUCUGAAAACCUUUGACAAGGACAACAUCCCAGCGGCUAACAUUAAAAAGAUUCGAGAGAAAUUUAUCGACCACCCCGAAUUCCAGCCGGCCAUCAUCAAAAAUGUCUCGUCCGCUUGCGAGGGGCUGUGCAAGUGGGUGCGGGCCAUGGAGGAAUACGACCGUGUGGCCAAGAUCGUGGCCCCCAAGCGCGAGCGAUUACGGGAGGCCGAGGCCGAGCACGCUGUCCAGAUGGAGAAGCUGAACAUCAAGAGGGCGGAGCUGAAGGCCGUCCAGGACAGGCUGCAGGUGCUCAACGACGACUUCCAGGUCAUGAACAACAAGAAGAAGGACCUGGAGAGCAACAUCGAGAUCUGCUCUCAGAAGCUGGUGCGGGCCGAGAAGCUGAUUGGGGGCUUGGGAGGGGAGAAGGACCGAUGGACUGAGGCAGCCCGACUGCUGGGGGUGAGAUACGUCAACCUGACGGGCGACGUGCUUUUGUCCUCGGGCAUGGUGGCGUACCUGGGGGCUUUCACAGUGGACUACCGGCAGGAGUGCCAGAAGCAGUGGCACAUUUUGUGCAAGGAGAAGAGAAUCCCCUGCUCGGACGAUUUUACCCUCAGCAGCACCCUGGGGGACCCGGUGAAAAUCCGAGUUUGGCAGAUUGCCGGCCUCCCAGUGGACUUGUUCUCCAUUGACAAUGGCAUAAUCGUGUCCAACUCGAGGCGCUGGCCCCUUAUGAUCGAUCCGCAGGGUCAGGCCAAUAAGUGGAUCAAGAACAUGGAGAAGGCCAGCAAGCUGUCUGCCAUCAAACUGUCCGACCCGAAUUACGUCAGGACGCUGGAGAACGCCGUCCAGUUUGGGAACCCCGUCCUUCUGGAGAACAUCGGAGAAGAACUGGAUGCUCUGCUGGAGCCCAUCCUGCUGAAGCAGACCUUCAAACAGCAAGGCGUGGAGUACAUUCGCCUGGGCGAGAACAUCAUCGAGUAUUCCAAGGACUUCAGGUUCUACAUGACCACUCGUCUACGGAACCCGCACUACCUGCCGGAGGUGGCCGUCAAGGUGUGCCUCUUGAACUUCAUGAUCACCCCCUUGGGCCUCGAGGACCAGCUGCUGGGGAUUGUGGCGGCGAAGGAGAAGCCAGAGCUGGAAGAGAAGAAGAACCAGCUCAUUGUGGAAAGUGCCGCCAACAAGAAGCAGCUGAAGGAAAUCGAAGACAAAAUCCUCGAGGUCCUCUCCUCCUCCCAGGGCAACAUCCUGGAGGACGAGACGGCCAUUAAGGUCCUGUCGUCGUCGAAGCUUCUGUCCGAGGAGAUUUCCCAGAAGCAGCAGAUCGCCUCCAUCACUGAGAAGGAGAUUGACGCCACCCGCAUGGGCUACCGGCCUGUCGCCAUCCACUCGUCCAUCAUCUUCUUCUGCAUCUCUGACCUGGCCAACAUCGAGCCCAUGUAUCAGUACUCGCUCACCUGGUUCAUCAACCUCUACGUGCACUCCAUCGCCCACAGCAGGAAGACGGAGGAUCUGCAGGGCAGGAUCGAGAACAUCAUCGACCAUUUCACCGUCAGCAUCUACAACAACGUCUGCCGCUCCCUCUUCGAGAAGGACAAGCUGCUCUUCUCCCUCCUGCUCACCAUUGGCAUCCUGAAGGGCAAAGGGAAGGUGGACGAUCAGGUCUGGAGAUUCCUUCUGACCGGAGGCGUGGCUCUGGAGAAUCCACACCCUAACCCCGCCCCCGACUGGCUCUCUGACAAGUCCUGGUCCGAGAUCGUGCGGGCCUCCAACUUGCCGAACCUGCGGGGGCUCAUGGAGCACGUCCAGGCCAAUGUCCCGAACUGGAAGCGGAUCUACGACUCCGCCAAGCCGCACGAGGAGACAUUUCCGGAUGAGUGGGCGGGGCUUAUCGGCAUGGACCGCAUGGUGGUACUCCGGUGCUUCCGACCCGACAAGAUCAUCCCGGCGGUGCAAGAGUUUAUAACGGAUAACAUGGGGAGCACCUUCAUCGAGCCACCAACGUUUGACCUGGCAGGGAGCUACGACGACUCCAACUGCUGCGCGCCUCUGAUAUUCGUCCUCUCGCCCGGAGCCGACCCAAUGGCAGGUCUGUUGAAGUUUGCGGACGACCUGGAGAUGGGCGGCUCGAAAAUCCAGACCAUCUCCCUGGGCCAGGGGCAAGGCCCCAUCGCUGCUAACAUGAUACACAGUGCUAUCAAGGCGGGCACCUGGGUGGUCUUACAGAACUGCCACCUGGCCACCAGCUGGAUGCCAGCUCUGGAAAAAAUCUGUGAAGAGGUUGUGACACCGGAGAACACAAACCCAAGCUUCAGGCUCUGGCUCACCAGCUACCCCUCGGACAAGUUCCCUGUCAGCAUUCUCCAGAAUGGCGUGAAGAUGACCAAUGAGCCCCCCAAGGGUCUCAGGGCUAACCUUCUGCGCUCGUACCUCAAUGACCCCAUUUCGGACAUGGCCUUUUUCAACAGCUGCACGAAGCAGGGCGUCUGGCAGAAGCUGCUGUUUGGCCUCUGCUUCUUCCACGCGCUGGUGCAGGAGAGGAGGAACUUCGGACCUCUGGGCUGGAACAUCCCGUAUGAGUUCAAUGAGUCGGACCUGAGGAUCAGCAUGCGGCAGAUUCAGAUGUUCCUAAACGAAUAUGAAGACGUCCCCCUCGAGGCGCUGACGUAUCUGACAGGCGAGUGCAACUAUGGUGGGAGAGUGACGGACGACAAGGACCGGCGGCUCCUCUUAUCCCUGCUCUCCAUCUUCUACAGCAAGGAGCUGGUGCAGCAGGACGGAUAUCGGCUUUUGUCAGGAAAUGUGUAUUUUGUUCCUCCUCCUGGCUCAUACCAGUCUUACGUCGAGUACAUCCGCAAUCUCCCCAUCAUCGCCGAGCCAGAGGUGUUUGGGCUCCAUGAGAACGCCGACAUCACCAAAGACAACCAGGAGACCGUUCAGCUUUUUGAGGGGGUCCUGCUGACCCUGCCCAGGCAGUCGGAAGGAGGCGGCAAGUCCUCCCAGGAAACUGUUGAAGAGCUGGCAUCAGAUAUUUUAUCAAAGCUGCCCCCGGACUUUGACCUGGAGACGGUGAUGAAAAAGUACCCUGUCAUCUACGAGGAAUCCAUGAACACCGUCCUGAGGCAGGAGCUCAUCCGCUUCAACAGGCUCACACAGGUGGUCCGCAGCAGUCUGAUCAACAUACGCAAAGCCCUCAAGGGUCAAGUGCUCAUGUCUGCCGAACUGGAGAAUGUCUUCAGCAGCAUGCUUAUCGGCAAGGUGCCGGCCAUGUGGGCCUCAAAGUCCUACCCUUCCCUGAAGCCCCUGGGCAGCUAUAUCACCGAUCUCCUUGCACGCCUACAUGUUCUUCAGGACUGGAUUGACAACGGACCUCCCAAUGUAUUCUGGAUAUCAGGAUUUUACUUCACUCAGUCUUUCCUUACUGGAGUAUCCCAAAAUUUUGCUAGGAAAUACACAAUCCCGAUCGACCAUAUAGGCUUUGAAUUUGAGGUUAUGUCUCAAGAAAGCGAAAUGCAGACGAAACCAGAAGAUGGUGCUUAUAUCAAAGGACUCUUCUUAGAAGGUGCCAGAUGGGACCGCCAGAAAAUGGUCAUUGACGAGUCUCUCCCAAAAAUCCUGUACGACCCCCUUCCCAUUAUCUGGCUAAAGCCAGGAGAGAGCAGCAAGUUUUUACACGAAAAUGUCUACUUUUGUCCGGUGUACAAAACGAGUGCCCGCAGAGGAACUCUCUCGACCACCGGGCACUCCACCAACUAUGUGCUGUCCAUCGAGCUCCCGUCAGACAAGCCGCAGAAGCACUGGACAAACAGAGGCGUGGCCAGUCUUUGUCAGCUCGACGAUUAAGGGGGCUACAGGGGCUUGACGCGAGGCAUUAACAGAUGAUGAAGUGGCACAGGAGACCUGCAAAAUGUGAAAAUGUAUCUUUUUAAAAAAUACUGCGGGAGGGAAAUCAAAGAAAAUUUUGUAAUAAAAUAAGAAUACUUAUUUUGCACAGACACUUCAAAGCCAACAUGAAUACUUCACCCAAAAAUCAUUUUUUUGUUACUUAUCCCACGUGGUUUGUAGUGAUGGGCUGAGGGAA